AUGGAAGGUAUGAGGGUGAUUGGGUUGAUGGGAAGUAUGAUGGGUAUGGGGUGGAGAGCUGGGCAAGGGGGAGCCGAUACAGGGGACAAUACCGGCUGGGUCUGCGUCAUGGAUUCGGGGUGUAUCAGUUCUAUAAUGGAGAUAGCUAUGCCGGGGAGUGGCUCGGCGGGCAGAGCCAUGGGAGUGGAGUGCCAGACUUGCUCUGAUGGGAGCUGCUAUGUAGGGGAAUUCAUGUGUGGAGUUAAGCAUGGGCUCGGCUACUACCAUUUCAGAUCGGAUGAGAUCUCGAAUGGUGAUGAAUACAGUGGUGAGUACUUCGGAGACAAAAUCCAUGGUUUUGGAGUCUAUCACUUUGCUAAUGGCCACUGCUAUGUGGGCUCAUGGCAUGAAGGCCGGAGACAAGGUUUCGGAACAUACACAUUCCGAAAUGGUGAAAUGAGAUCGGGGGAGUGGGAUUGUGGUGUUUUAAAGAUCCCCCUCCUCCCAUCAGAUCCUGCUGCCCAACGAGCUGUUCAGGCUGCAAGAAAGGCUGCAGAGAAUGCUGUUCUCCUUGCCCGGGUAGAUGAGCAGGUAAAUAAGGCUGUCGCUGCUGCAAAUAGAGCUGCCAUUGCUGCUAGAGUUGCUGCAGUCAAAGCCAUCCAGAACCAGAUGGAUGCAAAGUUUUAUUACACAAAUAUGUAAGGUUAUGCCUCAUUUAAUUUGUAAACUUGUGGAGAGCUAGCAAUCAGGCAGGCAGAUUCCUACCUGAUCUGAGUUAAAGAAUGAAGAGUGAGAUAAGAAACUGACAACAGAUGCUUGGGAUCUGGUCUACAGACCCACAAUCCCUCCCAUGUCUGUAAUAUGUACAUAAGCCCACAUAUAUGUGAUCUGAAUUGAGUUUCUCAGA
Molecule: messenger RNA, 886 nt
Organism: Phoenix dactylifera (date palm)
Lineage: Eukaryota; Viridiplantae; Streptophyta; Magnoliopsida; Arecales; Arecaceae
Source: RefSeq, a predicted model, not a curated record